Lindgomyces ingoldianus is the source of this 672-nucleotide messenger RNA. RefSeq lists its product as uncharacterized. Lineage: Eukaryota; Fungi; Ascomycota; Dothideomycetes; Pleosporales; Lindgomycetaceae. The coding region runs from base 1 to 672 and encodes 223 amino acids. The record is from RefSeq and is a predicted model, not a curated record. The transcript has 2 exons.
AUGCGCAAACUUUCAAUGUCCACCGCUGGGAUGAAGAGUUGGCUGAAUGUUGGGAGCGUAUUCCUCAUGCUGCUAAAACAGUACUGUUAUGCGAGGAUUUGCUUAUUCGAAACUGGCCUGGAGGAGGCUUUCCUUCAGUCACCCGUGGCUAGAGUAGAGAUUCUUCGAAAAUGCCUUGCAUCCAUCAAGGCGCUUUACAACACAUUCCUCCCAAUGACUCUUCAACCGCUAGUUUUGGUGGACCUGCCAUCGCAUUUAUUUGCUCAGUCAAACCAUGCGAUGUCCAUCGGUAUCCAGUUGAGUUCCGUUCGAUGCGAAGGUUGGUCUGGCAGCAUGGUAGAGGACGAAUUACAAAUGAUGGAUGUCCUCGAUAGCUCAAUAAAGAGCAUGGACAACACUUUAAAGACAAUACAUCAAUUGCCAUUCCAACUUCCCGAGUUCUUCAUCAGGGUUACUCCUUUAGGUAAGGAGAUUAGGAAAUGGUAUGCAGCAAAUCUCCGGGCAAUUGAGAGUUCUGAGCCUAGGGGUGUCGAGGACGAGUCGGAUAUGCAAGGAAAUGAAUUGGAUCUGGAAUUCCUUGGCCAGUUCUUGGAUAUGGAUGAUAAUCUGUGGCUCCAAAGUAUGCUGGUUACGGAUGAUAGCCAGAUGGGAAAGCAGUCGACAUCAUUCUGA